Messenger RNA from Acanthopagrus latus (yellowfin seabream), 1600 nucleotides. RefSeq names its product epithelial cell adhesion molecule (gene epcam). The transcript has 9 exons. The coding region runs from base 306 to 1232 and encodes 308 amino acids. Gene Ontology annotation, cellular component: membrane. NCBI's taxonomy places the organism in Eukaryota, Metazoa, Chordata, Actinopteri, Spariformes, Sparidae. The record is from RefSeq and is a predicted model, not a curated record.
CAAAACGUAUCUAUCAGUUCGACGUCGACAAUCAAUAGGGUAAUAAUCGAUAUCCAUCCCUGAACAGUUGCCCUACUUCUGCUGGGGCUCUUGCUGUUUUGACUCCUCGCCUUCGUGUGCGCGUGCUCGUUGGAUUUUCUCACCUGACAGGUUUGACCAGGACACACCUGCAAGGACAAGAAGGAAGCUUUGUGUGCUCGAACGCCAUUCUUCACUUCAUCUUUGGACUCCGAGGCAGACGGACAACUUUUUAUUUUUCUCCAGAGAAAACCGUUUAUUUCUUCGUCUUUUAAUUGAAUUUCAUCAUGAAUUUUUGGAUUGUGCUCGUCCUCGCUGCCUUUGCGGCGGGGGCCUCAGCUCAGAGCUGUUCAUGUGAAACCUCGAAGUGGGCCGUCUGUGAUGGAACCCCAUGUACGUGCACGAUUCUGGUGGGUGACAACGUGAAACAAACGCUGGAUUGCACCAAAUUGAUCCCCAAAUGCUUCUUGAUGAAGGCUGAGAUGUACAGAGCUAAGAAGGGUCUGUCCACCCGUACUAAUAUUGGAGGAAAGCCAGACGAGACGGCCUUUGUGGACAACGAUGGCAUCUACGACCCAGACUGCGAAAACGACGGCAAGUUCAAGGCCAAGCAGUGCAACAACACAGAGGAGUGCUGGUGUGUCAACAGCGCUGGUGUUCGUCGUACUGACAAGGGAGACAAAAGUCUCGUGUGCGAGAAGCUCGUGGAGACCUACUGGGUUCGUCUUCAGCUGACACACAAGCCGGUGAACACACCAGUGGAUGCCAAGCAGUUGAAGAUUGCCCUUGCGGACGCCAUUCACAAGCGUUAUAAGAACUUCAACAAGGACCUGGUGAGGGACGUCGAGUAUGACCCUGAAGCCCGCUUGAUUGUUGUGGAUGUGAAAAAGGAAAAGGACAACCGCCAGCAUGACCUGACCCAGAUGGCCUACUACAUGGAGAAGGAUGUGAAGGUGCUCCCCAUGUUCAAGGACCAGGAGAAGUUUGAGCCGACUGUUGGCAGCCAGAAGCUGGAGAUGGAGAACAUCCUGGUGUACUAUGUGGAUGAGGAGGCCCCCACGUUCACCAUGAAGAACCUGUCUGGUGGCAUCAUCGCCGUCAUCGUUGUGGUGGUGCUGGCCGUCAUUGCUGGCCUGCUGGUCCUGUUCUUUGCCAAGAGGAGAGAGAGCCAGCGGUACAACAAAGCUCAGCAAAGGGAGAUGGAAGCCAUGUAAAGUGUUCAUCGCAGUCCUUCCAGAGUCGGCUUGUACGUCAUCUUUUUUGGAUUACCUUUAUUGCAGUGGGAGUGUGCCAUUUUCAUCAUUUAACUUGAGGAAUGGAUAUUUGUAAAGGAACAAUCAGCUUUUUUUUUUUUUUUUUUUGGUUUUACAUUGUUGGCACUGCUGGUACCGCUGUUUUUUUUUAUUUAUAUAUCAUGAAAUGCAAAAAUCCAAUCUGUAUGCCAUAAAGAACUGUGCUUUAUAAAACAUGUUUGCCACUUUUUAUGUUAGAACUUGAAAUUCCAUGUCAUAGAUUGUACAGUUUCUUUCUUACCAAUGUUUGUUUUGUUUGUUGGAGUGUUUUUAAUAAAAUAUUAUGAAAG